AUGACUGCCAGUGUCCACAGACAUCCGUCCCCAGUGUCAUAUGACCGGAGUUAUUCAACGAGCCAGUCAUCAAAAAAAGUGACGGUGGAUGAUUAUAUUCAAGAGAUAGAGGACUUAUACGCAAUCGCCAAGGAUGAGUUAGAGAUAGCGGCUGAGUCUACUGCCGCGGCCACGAUAUAUGCUGCAUCGGACCGUAUAUCCAUGCGCGAAGCUUUUGACGAUCUUAACCAUGCAUAUGGUGCUUAUGCCGAGAACAACCCACCGCCAGAAGAUAUCGAGUCGAAGGACGGGGAGAACCGUACUGGUGUUGCAGAAGUGCGUUCCACAUCCUACGACCCGACUAAUAUUCCCGCAGAUGUCCGAGCGGAAAUCAAGAGAAGAGUUGGUCAUAGGAUAAGGGAGAUAGAGAAUGCGGUUAAAAAUCUAGAAGAGAGUGCUCAGCACGAGUGA
Molecule: messenger RNA, 450 nt
Organism: Trichophyton benhamiae CBS 112371
Lineage: Eukaryota; Fungi; Ascomycota; Eurotiomycetes; Onygenales; Arthrodermataceae
Exons: 3
Coding region: 1-450 (149 amino acids)
Source: RefSeq, a predicted model, not a curated record